AGAGUAAACAGGAGUUUCCCCAAACAGUCGUCAAUGACGACACAACGCUCGUUCCCUUAUCUCAGGGGCCCGAGGUUACGUUUCCUUACCAGUUUUCACAACUGUAAUCUUAUAAUAAUGAUUCAUUUGAGCUGCCGGGUCAGAAUUCACGGGAAAUGUGUGCCAUGUCUGUGAACUAUAACUAAAUAAAUAAACAAAAAGAAAGAACGAGUCAAAAGAAACUUAAGUUCUUCAAAACUCAAAUAAUACAAUUUCUUAGCAAAACGAUUCACUGUUUCGAAGCGCUCGGCGGCACCUGGUCAAAACAGCGUAAACAAAAACUCAGGCCAAAUAUGUGUAAUAUACACCAUAUUCAAACCAGUAGCAAAUGUUUUAAUGACAGUGUAAUCUAUUAAAAAUAACAAUAACAAUUAUUAAAUGCCAUUAAAUAUGAGGGUUCUGUAAAAUUAGUGUUGUUUUGUUAAAGUGUGGUGCUUGUUUUGUGUGUUAUUAGGCACGGGUAGAUAAAUUAGAAACAAUUAAUGAACACGCAUAAGCAUUAAAAUGAAUUAAAUAAACAUAAACUGUAUCUAAAUCAACCUUGUUCAGAGAAGAGCUUAAAAGCACAAGGUGAAAAUAACAGCCAGUAAUACAGACUGUAUUAACAUCAGACUGGCUUUACAGAGACGACUACAACCUAAACGACCUUUCUCUGUGAGGAACUUUAUAUACUGUAUUUAUAAAGAAUUGUUAUUGUACGUCAGUGAGAGAUGAAUGUACAAAUAUUAGUAAUGGUGAUAAAGCACAUUAAAAGUGAAACAAAGUGUGUGUGUGGUGGUAUGUGUGCAGGUUUAGCUAAAUUGACAAUGUAGGAAACCAGAAAAAUCCUUACUGUCCUUGUAACUCAAAUGACAGAUGAUUGAGGAAAAAUGUCCCAUUUAACCUUGAAUGAACCAUAUUUAAUGUUUUUUUUUACAUAAUGUGUAGUGUUUUUGGUAGAAAACAAUAGAAGUCAGUGGAAAUUCCCAUUGAAUAUUUUCUAUCACGUGCAUGAAGGUGCUGUGCUGACGUGAAGCAGUUUCUCUUUCUCUUCUGUUGUGAUCAUAAGAGAUAUGACUGCUUAAAAUUAAUAAACCGAAAGAGCUGAUAUGAGCAGAGAGACGAGGAGCUGACGGCCAGCGCUGAGACUGAAAGUGAGAUGGACGUGCGGAUCCCUGUGGAGCCGGAGCUCAGUGAGUCUGAGUCUGAGGAGGAGGUGGCCGGUCUCUCUGAGUCUGAGUUCACCUGUCACUGCUGCUACCAGGUUCUGGUGGACCCCACCACACUCACCUGUGGACACAGCUUCUGCAGACACUGUCUGGCCAACUGGUGGGCCUCCGCUCUGCCCAGGGUCCGCACCGACUGCCCAGAAUGCCGAGCGGUGUGGGUGGGCUUUCCCAAAGUCAACAUCCUGCUCCGGGAUGCGGUGGAGAAGCUGUUUCCCGCUGACGUGAGCCGACGGAAGAAGGCCAUCCUGAGCGAUCCGGGGUUCUGUCGUGUUCUCCAGGCUUUCCAGCAGCAGGAGACGAGACAGGCCCCUCGUGCAGCUCCGCCACAGAACCCACGGCCGAUCAACAUCGGAGAGUUUUACUCCGGAGUCGUGACGACACUGACCUUCAUGACUAUGCUGGUGUUAUUGUACCGUGCGUUCAGUACCGACUCCAGUCAUGAGGUGCUGCUCAGUAAACCGCUCAGCAGGUGGAGCACGGAUGAUGUCACUCUGUGGGUGGAGCAUCUGGGCAUCUGGACCAAUCAGUAUAAAGAGACCUUCCACAGAGAGAAGAUCAACGGCAGAUUACUGUUUGCUCUCAGUGAUGAAGAUCUGUCUGCGGCUCCGUUCAACAUCGAGAAUCAGUCUCACAGACAGAUCAUCCUGGAGGAGCUGCACAGACUCAAAGAAACCAGAGUCUCACUCGACCUCUGGCAGUACAAGGAUCUGUAUUUAGGGAAGACUCUGUUCCUGCUGAUCGCUCUGAGGAACGUCCCUCGUCUGACGCUGCUCUACAUGUUCCUGUUUGAUUAUGAAGACACGUUCCUGCCCUUCAUUCACACCAGCUGCCCGGCGACAGCAGACCGUCCACCGACACACCGCUGCUGUGAAGAGCGUCCGGGCUGGCUUCAGUGGGCGGAGUUUCUGCUGAUGUACUUCCUGCUGCCCUAUCAGCUGCUGUCUGCGGUCGCCUGGCAGUGGCUGAGCGUUCAUUACUGGACGGCAGGUUUCGUCAUCGCUCACGCCACGUUACUGACGGUGCUGGACGUGUGUUUCUACUGGACACUGUGGAAGAGAGGAGAGAUGAGGACGCUCCCUAAGAGGGUGUGGCUUCAGAUGUUUGCAGUGUUGUUCAACACGUCUCUGUUUGUGCUGCUGUGGCCAAUGAUGCCUCUGUUCUUCAUUAAUAUUGAGAUCUACACACAGCUGUAUUUGAACCCGUUUCUCACUGCAGUGCUGGUGAAACGAACACUCCUGCCCGCAGACACACAGCACAGGCCCUGACACACACAUUACACAUCUGACACACACUUUUAUCAUGUUUGUUAAGUGACUUGCACUGCAUUCAUGCCACACAUUUGAUCAGUUCAUGCAUUCUCUGGGAAUCGAACCUAUGACCUUGGCGUUGCGAGCGCUGUGAUCCACUGUUUGAGCCACAGGAACGCCACAAACACACUUCUGUGUCUUGGUCAUGCUGGGACUUUACACUCACAAUCACCUCUCUGCUUUCAUAUUAUAAUCAGGUUCAUAGUAUCGUCAGUGUCUGACGUGUGUGAAAAGAAGUAAUUUUAUAAAUUGAUUUCAUGACUGUAAUAACUGGAGGAUAUAUAAAGUAUAUAUUUAUU
This is a messenger RNA of Onychostoma macrolepis, 2853 nucleotides long. Its product is annotated as bifunctional apoptosis regulator-like. The record is from RefSeq and is a predicted model, not a curated record. Gene Ontology annotation, cellular component: nucleus. Bases 1178 to 2512 code for a protein of 444 amino acids. NCBI's taxonomy places the organism in Eukaryota, Metazoa, Chordata, Actinopteri, Cypriniformes, Cyprinidae. Gene Ontology annotation, molecular function: ubiquitin protein ligase activity; protein binding. The transcript is spliced from 9 exons. Gene Ontology annotation, biological process: proteasome-mediated ubiquitin-dependent protein catabolic process.